GUAUUGCUGUGCCAGCUCGGGAGUCGGAAGUUCUCACCUGCUGUUUGGUGUGCUUGCAUCGCAGUCCCAAAUACGUUCAGCAACCGGAGAUCGCAGCGAUCAGAAGUGCCCAUCGGCUGUUUCUGUGCCGCUCAGCGUUGCAUGUGGGUCGAGGCUGGAGCCCCGCGAUGCGCAUCUGUGGAGGACGCAGAUCAGUUUUAGUUACGCAUCGCCGCUCAUCGGCACCAGCAGUGCCGGACAAGGUUCAGCGGAGCAGAAGGCAUUGAUCCGGGGGCUUGUGCAGGCAAGCGCUAGUGGACUCGCUAGUCCUCAGUCCUCAGGGGCUAGACUUUAGCCCAUAACCCAGCCGCCAUUUCUGGGCGAUCGGUGUCGAUCGAUCAUCGAACAGACCAGCUAGCAUUGCAGGCGACAGUCGCAGCCAGGCAGAGCGCGCGGGGGCAGCAAAGCCAGCUUGACCUUUAGGCAAGCCCUGACGCCAGCCGCUACGAUGCUCUACACCUUCACCCACUACGCGACGCUCUAUGAGCUCUACGUGGGCCUCCUGCGCGGCCUUAUCGCCGUUGCAGUCUGCCUGUCCAUGCUUAUCAGCGUGGAUCGCCUCUACAAGGUCUUCGUCUACAUGAAAAUCCAGAUGAGGACGAGGCUAACAGGGCGCAAGCCAGAGCAUGAGUUUUCGGCGCGUCCUCUACCGGACCCAGCAGCAUACAGCAUGGUGUACCCAAAGGUCGCGGUACAGCUGCCCAUGUUCAAUGAACGGGCUGUCUGCCAGGCCAUCAUUGACUCGGCGUGCGAGAUGCAUUGGCCUAGCGACAGAUUCUGCGUACAGGUGCUGGAUGACUCCACCUGCAAAGCCACGAGGCAGCUGGUGGACGAGAAGGCUGCAGAGUGGGCAGAGAGAGGCGUCAAGUGCGAGGUUGUGCGCCGCACCAACCGCCAGGGAUACAAGGCCGGAGCCCUCAAGGACGGCCUGGACCUGUUGGGAGACUAUGACUACAUCGCCAUCUUCGAUGCUGACUUCAAGCCGGAGUCAGACUUCCUGAUGCAAACCGUCCCCUACCUGAUUGACAACCCCGAGGUGGGCUACGUGCAAGCCCGCUGGGUCUUCGCCAACCCCGACGAGUCAUACCUGACUAAGGCCCAGGAGAUCUCCCUCAACUUCCACUGCAAGUGCGAGCAGUUUGUCCACUUUGCCAGCGGCAGCUUCUUCAACUUCAAUGGCACUGCCGGCGUGUGGCGUCGCAAGACCAUUGUCACGGUCGGCGGCUGGAAGUCUCGCACUACAGUGGAGGACAUGGACCUGUCUCUGCGUACCUACGUCAACGGCUGGAAGGCCGUCUACCUCAGUGACACCACCUGCAUGAACGAGCUCCCCGCCAGCUUCUUCGCGUUCAGGAAGCAGCAGCACCGCUGGACGUGCGGCCCAGUGCAGCUGUGGCGGCGUUGCUCAGGGGACAUCUGGAACUCCAGCCUCCCCCUGGCAGCCAAGCUGGAGCUCCUGGUCCUCUACUUUGGCAUCCGCAAAUUCGCCACCCACUGGGUCUCCCUCGGCUUCUUCUGCACCCUCGUGCCCCUCUCCGUCUUCACCCCCGAGGUGAACAUCCCUCUCUGGGCGCUGGUGCACCUGCCGGUGGUGGUGACCAUCACCACAGCAGUGUUCACGCCCAAGGGCUGGCUGCACUGCAUCCUCUACGUGCUCUUUGAGAACGCCAUGGGCAUCGUCAAGCUGUGGGCCGUCAUCGCAGGCGUGCUUGACCUGAAGCAGGCGCAGGAGUGGGUUGUCACCACCAAGCUGGGCUCCUCCGACAAGCGCCCCGGCACCGGCGCGGGAGCGCCGGCCCCCGUGCUGCGUUUCUACGCCAGUGAGAUGAUGAUGUCCACCUUUGUGCUGACCGCCGCCUUCUACGGCAUCUUCUCCGUCAACAAGUGGUCCUUCUCCAUCUUCCUCACCCUCCAAGGGCUGGUGUUCUUCGCCUUUGCCUUCAACAUGGUGGACUGCGGUGGAAUCCUGGGCGGCCGUCUGGGCAACAACGUCAACAUGCACGCUGCCUCCCUGAAGAAGGCCAAGGCGGCAGCGGAUAGCUACAAGGCGACCGGCAACAAGGGGUGCAACAUGGUGUCCGCCGCUCGCAACCUGUCGGUCAACGGCGCGGCGCUCAAGCCGGCCUACAGUUCCAUCUUGUGAUCUGCCACGUCAGGGAACGCCUGCGGCUGCCCGCGGCGCUGCCACCUGCCCGCUCCGGGCAGCCUUGCGCUGCCCGCCGGGCAGCGUCCCAAUGGGCAAACAUUGUGGGCUGCAGCACAUUGGCUGGAGCUCUCCUAGAGUAGUAACAUCAGGACCGGACUUUUGAGGUGCGAGGGAGGUGGCGCGCUGUUCUGCCUCUCGGUGGGGAGCUCGCGGGCUUGGAGUUUUUGCUGUUGUGCGCUCGGCUGGCUCGGGCUGUUCUGCUGCAAUUCUCCUGGCGGCUGCUUUUUUCACCGGGUGGGCUGCUGCGGAGGUAGGCUGCCUGCAGCAGUAGGGUUCUGAGAGCGGUGUGGGUGCCACCCAGCUGGCUGGCAGGCAGAGAGAAAGCAGAGACAAGGGCAGGGGCUAAUGGAUGAUACACAGGCGCGGCUGCCUGAUUGUGAUUGCUUACACUAUUUGUGGAAGUGCCAAAACGAACGCUGCUCCCUGCUAUGCGAGUGCGAUGCCGAGUCAGGCUCCUCUGGAGAGCAAAAUUGGCCCUGACCCCUAGAGCAAUAUUAGGAUAAUGUGUGUGGUACUUUGGAUACAUUCAUGUCCCCCCGACACCGUUUAUCACCCCUUGUCCGGAGCGCUGUCGCACACGUAGCAGAAUAGGCUGUCAGACGGAGGGCUUUUGAGAGACGCUGGCAGUCAGCACCCUUAUUUAUGCUAAUGUUGCACACGGGCUAGCACGGUUCCACAGAGGCUUCCUGAAGCACUGUUAUGUCUGUGUCCCCGCCAUCGACAGCAGGUCCAGCACAGAGACUGGACAAACCAUUCCAGCUUGAGAAGAGAGUGAGUCGUCUCUUGCUAGCACCAAGUCCUGUCAGAGUGCACUUGUCGCUUACCCAUUUGUCUGGUGCUGUUUCCACGCGUCACUGACGAUGACACAAUCUUCCUUCCAAGGGUAUGAUGUUUGGACAGAUGAUUUGCAAGGUUGAGGCAGCUGCAUCCAGCUUCGUGCUGGAUUGCCGCUCCUAAUAAUUAGGCAAUGUUGAUCCCCUGGAUCUGAGUGGCCUCCUCUGCAGUCACUGACAGAGACGGCGCUCUGACAACCUGCUUUUAGGCGGUCAAGAUAGGACGGACGAAUGCUGCAUGUCGGCGCUGCAUGCGCCCUAGGACAUGUGAUUGUGGUACUUGUGUUCGCUCUGCUCUUCUUUUGUGGUAUCUCUCGCAUUGGCAGCAGGGGCUAUAAUGGGGUAGUAGAUUCCGGGGCCCCCUAGAUAUGGGGCAGAACGAUGAACAGGGACCGAAGCACUGGUGAGUAGGUUUCUGCUCCGACAAAUUGGCACUUGCAGCGUAGACUCACUUGCAGUACUACUUACGGAUCCCCCUGAUGGGGCCUCGAUGACGAAGCUACCGGCAGUGAUGAGCUUGAAAUGAAUUGCACCCCCAGAAUUUUGAUUUGAUGCUUUGCAAGGAACGCCCCUCGUUGUGACCCGCCACCUGCAUGCAGCUCCAGCUGGGCUCCGGCUUUGAGGAAGUGGGCCCUUGCGCCCGGGGUGGUGUUUUGGAGGAUGCACCGAAAGUAUUCUGAAGUGGACCCAGCUGCUGCCUUGUUGCUCAUUGUAAUACACCAACAUGAUCAGAC
Messenger RNA from Coccomyxa subellipsoidea C-169, 3812 nucleotides. Its product is annotated as nucleotide-diphospho-sugar transferase. Bases 488 to 2182 code for a protein of 564 amino acids. The record is from RefSeq and is a predicted model, not a curated record. The transcript is spliced from 12 exons. Gene Ontology annotation, molecular function: glycosyltransferase activity. NCBI's taxonomy places the organism in Eukaryota, Viridiplantae, Chlorophyta, Trebouxiophyceae, Coccomyxaceae. Gene Ontology annotation, cellular component: Golgi apparatus.